This is a messenger RNA of Solanum dulcamara, 1633 nucleotides long. Its product is annotated as RHOMBOID-like protein 8. Gene Ontology annotation, cellular component: membrane. The coding region runs from base 261 to 1433 and encodes 390 amino acids. The transcript has 6 exons. Gene Ontology annotation, molecular function: serine-type endopeptidase activity. NCBI's taxonomy places the organism in Eukaryota, Viridiplantae, Streptophyta, Magnoliopsida, Solanales, Solanaceae. Gene Ontology annotation, biological process: proteolysis. The record is from RefSeq and is a predicted model, not a curated record.
CAACCAUCCAAACAAGGGAUAAGUGUAACUGAAUCAAACGGCCCUUAAAAGUGUAGUAGUACUGCAUUUCCAUUUUCCUUUUUUAUUUUUUUCUCUUAUUGGCCACUGUAGCAUUCUUCCCGCCAACACCAACCCCACCCACGAAUCUCACAAAGCUUCCUCUCAAGUUUAAUUCAAGUGACCGAACCCAGGAAAUGUGUAAAACUAAAAAGAUAAUUUCUCUCUCUAUACAUAUUUCUCUCUGAUACUCACCGGAAAUAAUGGCAGAUAAAUCGAAAUCCCAAACCCAGGUUGAAAUCAGGCAACACUGUGCUCCAACGGCGUCGGCAUUCUCCACUGAGAUGACGGCCGACGGGCUACUGAAAGAAGACAAAGUUCCAUUCCCAUUCUUUAGGCCGUUGUCUCAGAAGAGAGCAAACACAUGGAUCAUUUCUCUCUUUGUGAUCCUUCACUUGGGCGCUUUCACAGUUACAAUGAUUGUUAACGACUGUUGGGAGAAUUCUCAUGGAGAUUGUGCCCUAAAACCUCUCCGUCGGUUCUCUUUUCAGCCUCUUUCAGAGAAUCCUCUGCUCGGUCCCUCUGCUUCUGCGUUGGAAGAAAUUGGAGCACUUCAGAAGACUUUGUUGACUAAUAAUCAACAAUUGUGGCGCAUCUUCACAAGCCCAUGGUUGCAUGCAGGGCUUUUUCAUCUGAUCAUCAACUUGUCCUCAGUAAUCUUUGUGGGACUUCACUUAGAGCAAGAAUUUGGACCAUUAAGGAUUGGAGUUAUCUACAUACUCUCAGCAAUUACUGGUAGUCUAGUUGCUUCACUUUUUGUUCAUGAUCGGCCAUCAGUUUGUUCCUCUGGUGCAUUGGUUGGAUUGCUUGGUACACUGCUCUCUGGCCUCAUCAGGAGUUGGAAAUCUUAUACUAAUAAGUUUGCAGGGCUUGUGGCUACCAUGAUAAUCCUGAUGACUAAUCUUGUCCUCGGACUGAUACCUUACAUCAAUAAUUUUGCUAAUAUUGGAGGAUUUAUGUCAGGAUUCCUUCUGGGGUUUGUGCUCUUGUUCAAGCCUCAACAAGAGAAACUAGCCCGAAAUAAGGGAGGCUUAUUUGACUUUGAUGCCAAGGACAUUGUCAAAUGUAGGAACAGUUUGGACAAGCCUGUUCAGAGGGGUGCUGCUCUUGUUAUCUUUGCUUUUUUGCUUGCAGGAAUUAUAAUGGCAGUUCUGCAUGACAUUGACAUAAACAAGUACUGUAGCUGGUGUCACUACUUUGAUUGCAUUCCAUCCAAAUGGUGGAGCUGCACUGACAAAGCAUUUCAUUGUGAGAAGAUGGUCAACUCAGAGCAUCUGACUUUGAGUUGUCCAAAUACUGGUAGAUUCAGAGUUUUUCCAUUCACCAACAUUUCAGAUGCAAGGUUUCAGGACAUAUGCAAUCUGAUAUGCUCCUAGCAGGUCAUGGUUGAGUUUUGGUGACUAACUUUUUGCAGGAUAUAUACUUGUAUUAGGUGUAAAAUACUGUGCUUCAAGAGUUCUUAAUCAAAUUCUUGUCCAUAACAUCGGCAUCAAACAUGUAAAUAUGAAGGAUUUACCUGUUGACAUGUGGAUAACCUUGUUCCUCUUGCUUAUAAAGCUUCUUUUCUUAGUGUUCA